UCCUCUCUAGACACUGAUAAUAAUCCUUCAGAAGAACAUGUUGCUGCUGAAUAAGUUUCCUGCAUGGCUUUCUGUAUUCGCUUUGCUUUUGCUGACUCAGGAGCCUGUUUCUACGUCAGAGGUCACGGCCUGUGGACUUGCGGUGGAUCCACCUGCCAAUAUUGAGAUAACAGACCCUGGCUUCCUGGGUUACCUCAGUAUCCACUGGACUCAGCCAGCCAGCCUUCAGAACCUUACAGGCUGCACAGUACGAUACCAGCUCAGAUACUAUGACACCUAUGAGGAACGAUGGAGGAGUGUUCGAACUGUCAAGCUGACUUAUGCUGCUCAGUUUGAUCUUGAGAAACCAGUCAAGGUGAGAAUACUCACUGUGCUGAAGUGUGCCUGUACCAAUGGGACAGAGGUCCAAGGGGAGGAGAAAGAGUGGGUCUACACACCUGAACCUACAGGUGUGGCGGGAUCACGAAUAAGAGAUUUUCACUGUGUCUACUAUGGGAAGGAGUACAUGGAAUGCACCUGGGAGCCAGGACUUGUCCAACCUCCAAAUUCACAGCACUACCUCUAUUACUGGCACCGGGAAAUGGAUGAAACAAAGGAAUGUCCAGAAUACAUCAUAUUAUCUGAGGGUCGAAGGGGAUGCCGGUUUCCUCGAGAAUCACUCUUGGAGUUCUCUAAGUUUAAUUUAUGUGUAAAUGGAUCCUCUCCAGCAGGAAGUCUGAAAAUGGCCUACUUCUCUAUUGAGGUCCAAAACCAUGUAAAACCAGCAGUGGUCUCCUCUGUGCAUGUCUCAGAGAUUGAUGGAGAGCUGAAGUUAGAUUGGUCACCACCUAGUGGUCAGGUGCCAGAACACUGCUUGGAAUAUGAGGUGGAGAGCAGCACUUCGAUGGAAAAUGGCAAAGAAAAGCAGGAAAAGAUGGUUCUUCAGAAUUUAGAGGACACAUCUUAUGGCGUCCCGAGAGAGGUGGAAAGUCAGAAAACCUGCUUUCGAAUCAGGUCAAAGGUGAACAUGUACUGUGCUGAUGGAGGAUUUUGGAGUGACUGGAGCCAAACAAAGUGUACAGGUUAG
This is a messenger RNA of Sinocyclocheilus grahami, 1066 nucleotides long. RefSeq names its product interleukin-13 receptor subunit alpha-2-like. NCBI's taxonomy places the organism in Eukaryota, Metazoa, Chordata, Actinopteri, Cypriniformes, Cyprinidae. The coding region runs from base 38 to 1066 and encodes 342 amino acids. Gene Ontology annotation, molecular function: protein binding; cytokine receptor activity. Gene Ontology annotation, cellular component: external side of plasma membrane. The record is from RefSeq and is a predicted model, not a curated record. Gene Ontology annotation, biological process: cytokine-mediated signaling pathway. The transcript has 7 exons.